UAUUAUAAUAAAUAAAAUUAAAAAUAAAGCACGCAAUGCAAUAACCUCUUCGGAUGCCAUAAAACUCAAUUGUUUUACCUUACACGACGCUAAAUCUAAAACCAAAUUAAUUUCGAACAACAUAUUAUGGCUACGGGCUUGGACACAAGGUUCUUCAAAACUAAACUAAAUUAAAAACACCAUCCUCGUAUAACCCUCACCACCGGACAUCACAAGGAAAAUAGACUAUCGACAGAAUGCAAAUUGGACACACAUCGUUAACCCACCAGUACCUGAUGAAGAGGAAAGACCCCCUAUAUGUGCCAGUGCACACCUCUCACAAUCAAACACAUCAUAUCAGAACGCCUCUCUUUUGAAACGGAUAAACGGGAAGCAGGGGUACCAAACAUUCCCUCAGAAGCCCUCCAUCCAGACAACAUAAAAAACACAAUGACAUGCAUAAAUAAGAUCAAGUUAAUUAAUAUUUUGUAAUUUAAGAAAAAAUGUGAACCUUUAUAUAGUUGAUGCAGCCAAUGGCCUUAGAUGCCGAGGCUUUCAUAAAUAAUAAUAUAUAUAUAUGACGAAAAAGAAAGCUAUACAUUCUUGCUCAGUAUACUGUUAAAAAAUUUCAAUAUUUUCAACUUAUGGUAUCAAUUUCUAAGUCUUAUUGAGACACUUAUGAGCAAAAUCGAAAAAACUUGCUUACAAAAAAACUAGUUUUUAUCAGGCGACCUUCAUGCAUAAAUUCCUAAUAUUUUAUAAUUAGCAAAAUAAUCAUAAUAAACACAAGCAUAGGAUAAUUUAUGAGUUUGCCGCGUCUCAGUAGUAAUUCAGAGGUAGCCCAACUAUGUUUAAAGAAAAAUUGUACACGUGACGUGAUGUUAGUUAUUCCUGAAGUGAUCCUUAAAGUUGUGUUCUAAAAUAUAUACAUUUUUGAUGAAUACACUAAGUACCAACUCUCUUAUAAUAAUACGAUAAAUAGUACAAAUAAUAGUGGUUCAUAUAAUUUUUUUAAGAAAAAUAAAAGGAAGCGCGGCAUUUUCAAAAUGAUUUCACAAUCGAUUCAUCUGCGAAUUUCAUUGUAUUUAUUUAUAUUUUAUGGGUCUAAAUCAACAAGCACUGCAGGAUUUCCGCCAUUAUUCGAAUCCGGGUUGAUGUACUUUGCUGAAACUUUAGAAUGGGAAUCACACGAAACCGUCAAUCAGGCAAAAGUUUUCCCGGAAUACGAUUUCAUCGUCGUCGGUGCCGGAAGUGCCGGAUCGGUAGUGGCGAGCCGAUUGUCCGAAGUCCAAAAAUGGCAGGUGCUGUUGAUCGAAGCCGGACAACACGCCUCACACAUCAUGGACAUACCUUUGACCGCUCCGUUUUUGCAAUUUUCCAAGGCCAAUUGGAAAUAUAAGACAGUGCCGAUGAAAAACUCGUGCUUAGGUUUCGACGGCAAUCAGUGCAAAUUUCCUAGGGGCAAAGUCAUGGGUGGCAGUAGCGUAUUGAAUUACAUGAUAUAUACACGUGGUAACAAAAAGGAUUACGACGGUUGGGCGGAUAUGGGAAAUACAGGUUGGGAUUAUAACAACGUUCUGAAAUAUUUCAUCAAAUCGGAAAACGCCAACUUGUCUCAGGCCGACCCGGGUUAUCACGGAAAAAACGGAUUGUUGUCGGUGUCCGACGUCCCGUACAGGACGCCAAUAGCUAAGGCUUUUGUGGAAGCCGGGUCGCAAAUCGGACUUCCUGUUGUAGACGUCAACGGGGAGAAACAAGUCGGGAUCAAUUAUUUACAGGCCACCAUGAAGAACGGUCGCCGUUGGAGUACAAAUACGGCAUUUCUGUUUCCUGCGAAAAAAAGACCGAACCUGCACGUGAAAAAGCAGAGCAUGGUAACGCGGAUACUGAUAGACCAAUUGUCAAACAAGGCGAUCGGAGUGGAGUUUGUAUCGAAUCGAAAGAAACACAGGGUGUUUGUGCGGAAGGAAGUGAUCGUUUCCGGUGGGGCCAUAAACACGCCGCAACUGCUCAUGCUGUCCGGAAUCGGGCCCAAGCAACACUUGGCGGACAUCCGGAUCCCGUUGGUGAAAGACUUGCCGGUCGGCGAGAACCUGAUGGACCACGUGUCACUCGGCAGUCUGGUCGUAACGAUAAACGAAUCCAUUUCGAUCCGUCUGAGAAAUUCUUUGGAAGAUCCGAACGCCAUGAACGAUUACUUACGGUACGGCAAUGGACUUAACACGGUGCCGGGAGGCGCCGAGGCCCUGGCGUUUUUUGACGUGGAUAGGCCCGGGUCGAGAGACGGACAUCCCAAUCUUGAGUUGCUGCUGAUAUCAGGAACGUACUCGUCCCACGAGCUGAUGCCCAAGCUGUGCGGCAUGAGGGCCGAUCUGUACGACGCAGUGUAUCGGGCCACCGAGGCUAUGGACGGGUUCACUGUGUUCCCGAUGGUGAUGCGUCCCAAGAGCCGCGGCCGCGUGUGGCUGAGGGACGCCAACCCGUUCCACCACCCGCUGAUCGACCCCAACUAUUUCGCCGACGAUGCCGACCUGGACGUGAUCGUGGCCGGAGUCCGGCUCGUCCAGCAGAUGCUGCGCACGGGUCCGAUGAGGUCACUCAACGCCACGAUCCUGGAAACGCCGAUUCCCGGUUGCGCGCAACACGUGUUCGACACGGACGCGUACUGGAAAUGUGCCGCCAGACAGAUAUCGUUUACGAUCUAUCACCUGUCCGGCACGUGUAAGAUGGGACCUGCCACAGAUCCGACGGCCGUCGUCGACCCGAGGUUGCGCGUGCACGGCGUGAGCGGCCUGAGAGUGGUGGACGCGUCGAUCAUGCCGGAAGUGCCGGCGGCUCACACCAACGCCCCGACGAUCAUGAUCGCGGAAAAAGCGUCCGACAUGAUUAAAGAGGACUGGUCGUAGACAACGGCGUGACAAUACACAUAUAAUCAGAAAUGUGAGGCUGAAAAGUUUCAGACAUUUUUAAGUGAAACUUUUCAUGAAAUUUGAAAAGUUUCAAGGCUAUUGAAAUGAAAAGUAUUGAAACUUUUCAAUACCAAAAAUUGAAUUUCAUAAUUGUACGCAUACACUAAUAGAUAGGUAAUAGACAAUUGUUUAAAUAUCUAUGAUUGUAAUUGUAGUAGGUAUUAUGGUACCACUGGUGUCCGCUGUUAAUUGUUAUUAUGAUAAUUUUCUACAACUAAAUUGUUAUUUGCUAUAUAGUUGCCACGAACUAAGAUAUAUAGUUUGCUACAACUAUGAUAGUACGAUAAAUCUAUUAUUUAGUAAUAAUUAGUUUUUAUAGUUUGUUUACGUCCUUGAAAUAUUUAAUUUGUUGUCUUUGAUUUACUGCCUUUGUUAUUCGUCAUGAAUUCGAGAAAAACCAAUUAUUAUUCAUUAAAUAUAUUAGGUUUAUUAUUAUUUUUAGUCUAAGUUUGGUUUUAAAAGUUAAUAUUAGCUUCUAUUGGAAAAUCGAUAAAUUACUAGGAAAAUAAAUAAUUAAACACUGCUUCAAAU
Messenger RNA from Metopolophium dirhodum (rose-grain aphid), 3479 nucleotides. Its product is annotated as glucose dehydrogenase [FAD, quinone]-like. The coding region runs from base 1026 to 2885 and encodes 619 amino acids. Gene Ontology annotation, molecular function: oxidoreductase activity, acting on CH-OH group of donors; flavin adenine dinucleotide binding. The transcript is spliced from 5 exons. The record is from RefSeq and is a predicted model, not a curated record. NCBI's taxonomy places the organism in Eukaryota, Metazoa, Arthropoda, Insecta, Hemiptera, Aphididae.